This is a messenger RNA of Nanorana parkeri, 996 nucleotides long. RefSeq names its product olfactory receptor 5V1-like. Gene Ontology annotation, biological process: G protein-coupled receptor signaling pathway. The transcript has a single exon. Gene Ontology annotation, cellular component: membrane. The record is from RefSeq and is a predicted model, not a curated record. NCBI's taxonomy places the organism in Eukaryota, Metazoa, Chordata, Amphibia, Anura, Dicroglossidae. Gene Ontology annotation, molecular function: G protein-coupled receptor activity; olfactory receptor activity. Bases 1 to 996 code for a protein of 331 amino acids.
AUGGAACAACCCAAUCAGACCAUGAUAUCAUUUUUCAUCAUCAAAGGAUUCUCAGACAUUCCAGAGUUGCAAGCUCCAAUCUUCCUUCUGGUCCUUUUUAUUUAUCUCCUCACUCUUGGUGGAAACAUGACCAUUAUCCUACUGGUCUGCCUGGAUCACCAUCUCCACACUCCCAUGUAUUUCUUCCUGGUCAAUCUAUCCUUUAUUGAUAUAUGUGCUACAACUGUUACUCUACACAAGAUCCUUCUCAUAAAUCUCACUGGGGAUCGAGUUAUUUCCUAUAUUGGUUGCAUAGGCCAAAUGUAUGUCUUUGGAAGCCUUGUUAGUGAUGAACUAUUGUUCCUUACUGCAAUGAGCUAUGACAGAUAUGUAGCAGUGUGUAAUCCUUUGAGAUACACAGUUAUCAUGAAUCACAGAACCUGCACUCUUUUGGCCUCUGUCUGUUGGGCUCUUGGUUUUAUAGAAAUAAUACCAUAUGUUGUUUUGGUGACUGGUUUCUCCUGUUACAGAUCCAACAUUCUGAACCACUUUUUCUGUGAUCUGUUGCCUAUUAUAAAACUGUCUUGCAGCAACACUUCUGUUCUGGAAACAUUGUUCAUAGUUGAAGGUGCAGUCUUGCUUGGUCUUGGCCCUUUCCUUCUAACGUUUCUGUCCUAUGUUUUUAUUAUCACCACCAUACUAAAGAUUCGUUCUAAAACAGGAAGACGUAAAGCUUUUUACACAUGUUCCUCCCACCUCACAGUCGUCAUCCUUCUCUAUACUACCUUAAUCUACCAGUACUUGAGACCCAUUUCAGCAGACAGUCUAGAUUACAAUAAACUACUCUCCCUUUUUAACACAGCUGCUGUCCCCAUAUUGAACCCUCUCAUUUACAGCCUUAAAAAUAAAGAUGUGAAGUCAGCUUUCAAGAAAAGAUUGCAGUUUGUGAGAGUUAAAAAUACAGUUGUAAAGCCUGCUUGCAUAGUAGGACUUCAGCUUCUAACAGUUAAAAAGUAA